Molecule: messenger RNA, 186 nt
Organism: Protopolystoma xenopodis
Lineage: Eukaryota; Metazoa; Platyhelminthes; Monogenea; Polystomatidea; Polystomatidae
Source: the annotation of a GenBank genome assembly
CUACGAACUCAAUUCACUGAGCAAGCUAAAUGUUUGGACGCCAAGCUUGACAUCGACUCCACUGUCCUCCUGGAACUGCAGGAGUUCUAUAGACGCCGAGCAGUUGUUGAACAGGAUUAUGCUGACGCCCUAGCCAAAUUGGCUAAUGGCUUACGGCAAAAGCACGUCAACGAGACUUCUAAGUAA